AUGACUUUCACUCAGAGUCCAGAACAUCCAGCCCACAUCAGUCCUCCAGUAGCAGACACUGAACACAAAGCUACCAGACAAAAGGAGCAAUCAGAGCACUGGCCGGCCAUCGUCCUCUAUGCAAUUAUUAAGGAGGUUCCCCUGCGUAGGUGGAAGGAGUUCCUGCGGCUGCUCUCGUUGGCAGACCAGCAGCUGGAGCGGGUGGAGUUGGAAGCUGGCAUGGGCCUUGGUUUUACCGAGAGGCAGUACCAGAUGCUGAGACUGUGGAGCCAGCGUUCCUCUGCGAGCCUGAGCGAUAUCUUCUCUGCCUUACACUACAUGGAUUUAUCUGGUUGUGCCCAGCUGCUGCAGGAAAGCCUGGAGAAGCUGCAGUGGCAGCCUGAACCGAUGCAUAGUUUGACUGCAAGCACAAACCAUGGUUUCAGUGGGGCAAUGCAGGACACCUGA
Scomber japonicus (chub mackerel) is the source of this 447-nucleotide messenger RNA. RefSeq names its product tumor necrosis factor receptor superfamily member 25. The transcript is spliced from 2 exons. The record is from RefSeq and is a predicted model, not a curated record. Gene Ontology annotation, cellular component: plasma membrane. Gene Ontology annotation, molecular function: protein binding. Gene Ontology annotation, biological process: signal transduction. NCBI's taxonomy places the organism in Eukaryota, Metazoa, Chordata, Actinopteri, Scombriformes, Scombridae. The coding region runs from base 1 to 447 and encodes 148 amino acids.